Molecule: messenger RNA, 10504 nt
Organism: Procambarus clarkii (red swamp crayfish)
Lineage: Eukaryota; Metazoa; Arthropoda; Malacostraca; Decapoda; Cambaridae
Source: RefSeq, a predicted model, not a curated record
GUGUGCCGAGGCCAGUGUUGCUCUGACACGAGGCCCGCGGCGUCCCCAGCCUCCCGUCACCCACCACAACCUGCUCAGUUCUCGUCCCCACCUCACUCACACCACUCCAUAUAAAAAGUAUUCAAUAUAAAGUUAUAUACUUGAUAGAACGUUUGAAAAUUAAAUUGUGAGUAUCAGGGAGUGACGGUAGUGGCUGUGCGAGCACCAGGCCCGGGCAGUAGAGAGGAUUAGAGAGAGUCGCAGGGAGUUGUUACUAGAGCGACGCGCACAUCACCACCGCCUCCUCCAGGGUCGGUGGUGGAGCGUGUGGGUGAGGAGCUAUGACACCCCGCCUGUCCUCUCCCCUGCUCAUCCCCCAGCUCCUGCUCCUGCUCCUGCUGCCUGGCACGGUGUUGGCCGCCACAACUACGGCAGGUGUGGUGGAGCAGGGCAGAUCAGCGGUGUUCAAGCAGCGGGUGGAGGUGGAAGUGGACGGAGAGCGGACAUAUAGUGGAGCAGGUGUGGUGGAAGUGAGCAGGUACCAGGCAGACACCCUCCUCAUCCUCACCACCAGAGACGCCCACAACUCUGCACAACCACUGGUUUCUGGUCGCGGGUCUGGAAGAGCUGUGGUGGUGAAGAGCCUGGGUGGUCGCGGCGCCUCGCUCCUUCACCAUGUUGACGAGACCACCACAUCCCUCAACUACAAGAGAUCCCUGGCAUCUCUCCUUACACCCGCCUACCACACCUCCACCCUCGCCUACCACACACAGGCAGAUGUUUUUGGGACAUGUGAGGUUCAUUACAAGCAUGAAGACUCUCGGACGGUGACCUGGCGUGACCUGACCCGGUGCUCACAGUUCUCCCUGGAGCUGGCCCUCGGCGCCCACCAGCUCCCCCUCCUUCACCUGAUGGUAGACGUGGCAGGCAGCAGCUCGGGCUGUGAGUACCGGUGGCGAGGCGGGGUCGGGGCCGUGCUGGACAGUCUCCACUGCUCAGACACGCUACUGUUGGCGCCAAGAUACUCCAGUAGUGCUGCCAGCGUGCUCAACAUCACCCUCAGCACCUCCCUCACGCACACAGCCACCGCCCCCUUCAACUCUGCUGAUCAUGAAUACAUUCAAGAAGCGACGGAAACAACAGACCUGACGUAUCAACUUCCGUCAUAUCAGGAAGACGGCGAAGAUGAGCUGGCGGAGCUGGUGGAGGAGGUGUGCUCAAGUGAAGGUGACGGACGUCUUACAGGCGACGUCUUGCAGAAGAUGUCACAGCUGUUGAAGGUUCUCUCUCGCACCAGGGCCGAGAUGCCUCGCCUAGCUCCCACCUGCCCCGCUAACGUCAGGCAGCUGGUUGGUGUUGGGUCAGCGGUGGUGGGCGGCCCUCGCUUCCUGCACUUCUUCGUCACUCAGCUGGCUGAGCUGUCGCGGGAGGCUGAUGCUCCUGUGAGGAUGGGCGAGGACCUGUUGUUCACCACGGCUCUGAGGAGCCUGGUCAGUAGCGACCACCCCGCCGCCCGCCACCUCCCACACGACUUCUUCCUGCGUCGGGAGAACCAGAUGGUCUACGAGGAGCUGGUGGACUUCCUAGAGCAGCAGAGUCCGCCGGAGGUGGCGGGCGUGGCGGUGCUGCUGGAGGGGCUGAAGGUGGUGUCGCCGCAGCUGUUCAAGCGGCUCCUGCAGAAGAGUGCUCCUCACCUCUCCCCCGAGGCCGCCUGUCAGAGCGGCGACCAUCCUCAGGCUGUGCGUCUCCUGAGGAGUGUGAGGGGGCUCAGUGUGCGGCCCGCCGGGUACGUCGCCUCCCUCAAGCCAUGCUUCGCUAAUGACAACGUUGACGUCGUUGUUGCUGCCAUGGACACCCUGGCGUCUGUUGACUGUACCAUACAGGGCGUCACAGAGCUGCAGAAGCUGGGCCUGGAGAGUCCUUCAGACCCAGAGAUCCGCAUUGCUGCCUACCGCGGCCUCGUCCACUGCAUUCCCUCCAGACCUCACCUCCUGCAGGCGGUGGCCAAGGCUCUCAACCCCCAGGAUGAUGCCUAUUCCACUCAAGUUGCGUCGUAUGUAUGGAGCCAUGUUCAGUCGGUGAUCUCGUCGGAGGACCCGAGCCUGGUGACCCUGCGGGAGCUGAUGACCGCCGCUGACCUGGUGGGCCACGUGCCUGACCCCGUGUGGUACGACCCCCGCCAGCACUCCCGCCACCUCUCCCAGACCCUGCACCUGGACCCCCAGACGUCCCUCACCCUGGCUGGGGACCUGGUCUGGGGCAGGUACUCUCCGGCCCCCAGGGCCCUCUACCUCAACCUCGCACUACAUAGCCAAGGCGACACACACCAGCUGGCACAGGUGAUAGUGCGGGUGACGGGGGUGGAGACCAUGCUGGUGAGCCUGCCGGGCCUGGAGGGCCUGCUGCAGGCCGCCGCCGCCUACCUCUGGUCCACCGCCUCCCGCCUCACUCCUCACGCCUUCAGGUCCAAGAGGCAGAUCACACACGAGCAAAUCGCCGACUUUAUCCAACAGGUUAUGUCAAGGAUCCCGGCAGAGUACCGCGCCGGCUCCUCCAGCCUGGAGGUGUGUGUACACCUCCUGGGGACACAGAUGGUCCACCUCCGCCUCUCUGACCUCCGCUACUCUGCCCUCCUGGAAGCCGCCACCAACGCCCUGCAGACGCCUCUACACGCUGUGGUAUUGACUCUGGUGCCUCUACUGGACAACACCCUGACGCUCGUGACCUCGUGUGGGGUGCCGGUCCGCCUUCACGUGGGCGGUGUAGCAGGGGUCCAAGGUGAGGCUCAGCACAGCGCGAGUCAAGACCGUGGCUUCCUUAAGUUCGUGGCCAGCGGAGGACUGUCGGUCGAGACGACUGUUGAGGUUGGGGACCAGCAGCCAGCACCUAUCGAGAGCCAGUUUCUGUGCUCACUGGAUGUUCCCAUCAGCGCCUCCUACGAGUAUGAGGGCGAGGCUACCCGGGUCUCUCUCCGACUCCCGCACCUCUUCACGGGACGACUCUGGCACCAGGAGCGUCACACCUCCCUGGCCGGCACCUCACCGCACCUCCGAGUGACGGAGGUGUGCUGGGGCCCCGGGAAGACUCUCCAGCUGUGUCUCAACACCCACACGACGGACCACACGUCGCAAGGUCCAGUUUCUGGCCAGGAUGGUUGGCUGGCCCCCUAUGUUUACUCUCUCAACCUGCACAUGCUCUAUCCUGAUGAACCUGUUGUUGUUACUUCCUCUACACCCAACAUGGGCGGAGGUGUGGCGCAGGAGGUGGUUGUGGUGGUGGCGGGGGGCACCAGGUUCGACGCCAGCCUCGUCCUCCAGCUCCUGCCCUCUCCAACCUUCGUGCUCACACUCAACACUCCCGGACACUCCUACUUUCUCAAGGGGUUGGCGGGAUCCCGGGAGGGCGUCACGCAGAUGGCCGGGCUGGAGCUGGUGGCGGACAGGGCACGCUACGCCAUCCGCGUUCAAAUGUCGACGCCGCAAUUGAUGCAUCAGGUGAUAUGGAGCCCGUCGGUCUUCAUCACCACGCCUGAGGGAGGCGAAGAGGAAGUCGUGCGCGUCUUCCUGUCGCUGAAGGAGGAAAACGAGGAGUUUUCCGGCGAGUUUAGCUUGAGGACCAUGGGAGUUGCGGCGAAGUACCUUAACCUCAGGAUAACGAGCGAGGCGGGCGGCGCCGUCAACGAAGAGGACGGGUCCCUGCAGAAGGUCGAGGUGAGGUCUCUGCGCGUCAGUUGGGCUGGCAAGCUGGCCCUGGACACUACUCUGUGGCUCUACCUGGGAGGCGCGCCUCAUGGUCAAGGCUCUAUGAAGGUUGGGUGGGGUGAGGAGGAGGGAGAGGUGGAGCUCAGCUUGGCUGUGGGCCCCCAGCUGGACCCCGGGGGCCCGGGCGGGACCUCCCUCAAGGUCUUCAUCAGUGGCAGUGAUGGUCCCGGCUUGAUGAAGGGCAGCUUCGGUCUCCUCCUGGACGGUGGUCGGGUGGAGGUGUCUGUGAGUGUGGACCUGGGAGGGAGCGGCGCCUUCAGCUUCUCCCACACACACACCGAUCUCUGGAACACUAAGACGUCUUCACGCGUUGUUUAUGUGCCGCUGGAGGUGUGGUGGGAGGCGGAGCACGAGAUAGUGAUGCUGGAGGAUGAGCUCCGCCACUGGCUGAACGUGUCGUGGGCAGCCUCGCCCGACCACACCUUCACCUCCCUCCUCCACCUCGCUUCUAACUCACCCUCACAUCUUGACCUCUCCCUCACCGCACUGGUGAUAUAUCCGGGUCAAGCGGUGGAGCUGAAGGACACGCUGGCACAGGCGCUUGGAGGCAGCUACAAGAACAAACUUUCCUUGCUUCUAAAUCCAGGCAGAACCCUCACUAUGGAUACUAUUGUCAUCACGCGCACUGACAAGGACAUUUUCUCCUACGGCUUCUCCAACACCUUUAAGCUCGAUACCUGGAUUAGCCCUGUAAGCUUGGUGGGGACCUGGAACUGCCUGGGCAAAGGUCAGUGCUCUGUGGUGGUGACCGCGGAGCAGGCGGGAGAUGAACUGCUGGACCUGGCGCUCCAGCACACUGCUGCAGGCGGCGUCUCCAGGUCUGAGGCUAAGAUCAAAAUCACGCACUGGCUGGACGGCACCGUGUCCAUGGACACGGCCUCCAACCUCGGCUACUACGACCUCAAGUGGAGGGUGUUGGUGUGGAAGUGGAGGAGGGUGGUGCAGGGCCGCGCAGAGGUGGACCUGGCUGCUGUCGACGCUGCAGCUGUCCACGUGCUGCUGCUGCAGCUGCACAAGACCGGACAGCCGGGUAACGUCACCCAUGCCUACAAUGGUACCCUUAGCCUCGACCAGCAGGCUCGAACCCUGCACGUCAGGCAGGAGGUGCGAGUGAGAGAAGGGGAGAGGAACGAGGUGUGGGUCGGAGUGGUCCAGGGCCGGGCCGGCAGCACUCUCCUCAACGCUCAACACUUCGCUAAGGCGACGCUGUUAACGCCAGCAGCCACCUACUACACGGUGGCCGGAGACGCUGGCUCCACGGUGUCUGGCCUGGAGUCUGUGUUGGCAUAUGUCACUUUGUCAGCGGGAGCUGGACCUGAGGCCGCCUACCUCCUCACCUGGGACCUGGACCUCCAGCAACUGGGCCCCAAGGGUCACGGGAUACUGAUAGUUCCCGAGGCCGAGGAGGAGACUGACGAGGAGGCCGAGGAGCCAGGCCUGCUGAUGGUGUACCUGGAGACGCUGUUGACGGCCACCUCGCCACACACGGGCGAGGUCAAGCUCAACAUGAAGGCUAAGAAGGCUCUCCACCAACCCUCGCCUGACCCCCACCAGCCUGGCACCCCCACCCACCUCAUCACUGGAGAUGUGACACUGGCGACGGAGACGCUGCCGGAGCUGGCACGCCUGCACGGGAAGCUCUCGCUAGCCCUGGACACCUACACUCUGGCUGGCCGGAUGUGGGUUGGACAGCGGGCAGUGGGCGUGAUGUCAUACGCUGUACACAGGAACUCUUCCCUCAAGACCUCUCACCUGGUCACCCUCGUGGACCCGUCCUCCUCGUGGGGCAGUCUCCAGCUUGCCCUCGAGGCUGACCACCUCGGCACUUUCCCCAACAACUUCCAGAGUUCUGGGAGCGGUAGAGUGAAUGUUGGGGUGGAGGAGGCGGUGCAGGUGCAGGCAGGAGCACAGUGGACGCCCUCAACCUCCGCCCUCAACCUCGCCCUAGCCACCUACUUCACCACGCUGCCGGGGGGAAACAUCUUCCUCAAGUGGGCAGAGCAGCUGGUGCAGGCGCACGCGGCCUGGGCACUCACUAAGGGCAUGGUGGGCCUCCAGUGGCUGGAGGGAGGACGAGCCCUGGAGCUGGCACUCAAGUAUGAACACCCCGGCGCUCUCCUCCACUACCUGGACACCGGUCUUACCUUCACCGUCUCUCGUGCACCGUACCCGCCGCUCCUUCUCCUCCUGGCGAGCCGCUUCACCCUCAACACCGACCACCACUACGCCCUCAACGUCGACUUCCGCUCACCGCAGGAGCAGUACCUGGUGACUGGUGCCCUGGUGCGGCCAGGCAGACUGGGGUCAAUGCGUCUUCAGGUUGGUGGUGGUGGGGACGUGUAUGGCGCCCUUCUCGUCCUAGUCCUUGACGGAUUCUCAGCCCAGGUUACCGGAGCCUUCAGGGUGAUGGAGGGAGGGGAGCAGGUCUCCGCCACCAUCAACAGCUCCCUCAUCAGCGACCCGCGCGGCUACACCGUCAAGAUGGUCCGUCGGACGGAGGGAGGCACGACGGAGCUCGCGGCCCUCCUCUCCCAGACCGCUGCCUCGCCCCGGUGGAUAUACACCUACAGACUGGUGACGGAGGUGCAGCGAGACAUCAAGCAGAAGGUGAGGCUGGUGAAGUCAGCGGACCGCUUCACCUACCACCACCUGCACCGCCUCCUCCACGACUACAGGUUCCUCCUCCUCCUCCUCCACAACAAGUUUGACGAGGUACAGCUGGAGGCGGAGUUCCCUGACCUCUGGCCUGAGGUCAAGAUGACGGGGUCAGUGCUGAAGGGCAAGGACACUCGCCUGGAGCUGGCACUCAACUCGCCUUCACUCAGUCACCUCCUGCACGGCCGCCUCAUCUUCAGCAGCAGUGACUGGUGGAGCGGCCACAGCGGCUCCCUCACCUACACUCAGCAGCACAAGAAGAAGAGAACCACCCCGCUGAAGCUACAGGUAGAAGCGUCCAGAAGGAACAGCAAUAGACAGAAAUACAAGUUCUUCGUUCAGCGGACGGUUCUUGAAUCUCCGUCUCCAGUGGCCAGCUCCGCUUACGAAACGCUCUACGAGUAUCCCUUUGAGCUGUACGACCCGUCUGGCUUCACCUACGACGACCCUGCGGCCACCACCACCUUGGAGGCCACUCUGGACGUCUCCAGGGACCCGGGCACCGCCGAGUACAAAAUGUCUUGGAAGACGGAUGCGACCAAGAACGAAGCCCGAGUGGUUCUGGAGGAGGACCUCACCGGAGGCGGCGCCAGCCUCAGAUACUUCAGGCAAACCAAAGGUGUUCCCAAGUCCGAGGUGGAGUACCAGCUGAAAGGCAACUACCGACGCAUCGACACCGAGCUGACCAUCUCCUCCACCUUCGACCAGUCCUCCGUUGCACGGCCGAGGGCCGUCAUCUUCCUACACUCGGAGGCUGAGGGCUACACGGAGUUGCUGCUCGACCUCUUCGAGUUGGAGGCCGACCAGGUGAUCCUGGUGGUGGCCAGCCACACCCACAACCUCAGCUUCAGGAUCGGCCAGUUCGGGAACACCUUCCUCCAGCUCGGGUACCAGCAAGUGAUGGACGGAGACGGUGACACUGUCUACAAGGUGCAGGUGGAGAGUUCUGGGCGGAGAGUGGAGCUGUGGGCGGGGGUCGUCCCGGAGCAGCAGCGGACCUGCACCCGGGGUGGGCUGGUGCUGGUGACGCCCACCCUGGCGCCCACCCACCACCACCUGCUGCUCUGCCCACCACCCACCCCGGAGCUCACACUACAGCUGCUGGGCGUCGAGGAGCACGAGGGCCCCUACCUGCGGGUGGGUCAGAUCUCCGGGCCCGGGGGCGUGGGCGUGCAGGUGGGCAGUGGGCGGCUCCGGCCCCUAGACACGCCGCCAGCACUCACCCUCACAGCUGACGUGGUGGAGGAGGUGCUCGAGGUCCUACUCGACUGGCAGCGUGCCUCCAUGGCCCAGCUCAAGGAAGAGUUGGUGUGGCGCGGGCGGACGGUGGCGGGGGCGGCGCGGGACCUGACCUCCACCAGGGUCAGGGUGCAGGGCGCCCUGGGCCUCGGGCCGCUCCUCGACCUCACCACACAGCUCCUCCACCAGGCCCUCCACCUCACCGCCGCCACCUCCACUCAAGUGGUGAUGGCGGUGCUAGAGACGUGCCCCACCAACCUUCGACAAGUGUUACAGGUGUCUAGCGAGGCACUUAGGACGCACUUGCUGCCUCUCAUCAACCUAGGUGCUGCAACAUUAGACGAGGGCCUGCAAGCCCUCCAGGAUCUCCUCGAUGACAUCAUAGAGGAAAUAGACGACCUGCUGGACUUACUAGUCGAGGAAAUUUCUGAUGCUUACGGUGUGGUGGAGGCCGCGCCAAGCAUGCUGGUGGAGGCAGUUGUGGCGCCAACACGUCGUCCACCACUGCUACAAGCUCUGGCCGCCUGGCACGCCAUCACCAUCAACGAUGACCAGACGCUGCACGCUCUGGUGUCCCGAGUGAUGGGGGAGGUGGAGAGGCGUGUGGGCCGCUGCCAGGGAGCCUCAGGGUUCCUCACCAACCAGCUCCUCACUAGGCUGGAGAAGGUGCUGGUGCAGGCGGCCCGCUGGGAGCACCUGAGGGCUAAGGGCAGCCAACUCCUUCAGCACCUGCGUCAGGUCACCACCUUCAGCGUCGCUAUGCCACACAGCACCGCGCUCAAGAUCAGGGUGGCGACGCCCCGACGCCUGAGGGGGGACCUGGCGUCAGUGUGGCGCUGGGUGCUGGAGGGAGCGGGCCCCCGGCUCCUCUCUCAGGCCGAGCUGUGGCUGGCGUCGUGGUGGGCCCGUGUACGGUACCUGGCCUCCUGGCACGUCUACGGAGAGGCCGUGGUGUUCGGGUGGGACCAAGCCAUCACCUGGGACGGCCGCCAGGUCACUCCUCUCCUCACCGACUCCUGCCAUCACAUGCUGGUGUUGCUGACGCACGCCCACACGCCCACGGCCCUCACCAUCCACCUGGAGGACCUCAGCACCAGCCCUCGCCAGGUUCUCACCCUCUUCAGCGGCUCCGACGUCGUCACCCUCGACUCUGAUCUCAAGAUGACCUACAACUCUAAGCACAUCCGACGGCCGCUUCUGGAGGCAGGAGAGCUGAGGAUGAGAUGGAACGGGAAGUGGGCGAGCGUGGUGACCACCGCCGGCCUGGGCCUCGAGUGUGAGAGAGAGCAGGACCUGUGUCGCCUCACUGUCACCGGCGAGCACUUCGCUGCCACUGCCGGCCUCCUCGGCGUCUUCGACUUCGACAACAACACCGACUUCAUGACUAGUGGCUGGGAGAUGGCGGCGACGGAGGAGGAGUGGGCGCAGAGCUGGCGGGUGUCGACCUCCGAGCAGUGCUCCUCCCAGCUGCCCGACGCCCACAUCCCGCCCUCCCACGGCAACCCCUGUACCCGCCUCUUCCACCACCCAGCCUCACCCUUCAGGUCGUGUUUCGUCAGCGUGGCUGCCGCGCCCUACCUGGAGACCUGCCGCUCUGGCUGGGAGUGUGGUGCCGAGGCCGCCUACCUGCACGCCUGCAGACGCCACUACCACGCCCUCCACCACAACCUCACCUCCUGCAGUGGGUGUUCUGAGGCGGGAGCUGAGGUGGAGGAGGAGCUGGGCACGGAGGACCUCGCCCUCCAGGUGGUUGUCAUCACAGACUUCGAGUGCUUCGACGACAUACAGGACCUCGUCUCCGCCCUCGUCAGAGAUGACACAAGGGCUCACCGUGUGGUGUUGCGGUACAUCGGUCGAGGAUCACCACCUUCCGGGCCGUUCGAAGACGUGGAGGACACGAUAGUGGACAACGGGACGCCGCCGCUGGACGCUGCCAUCAACGCCGCCACGCUGGACUUCUCGGAACGUGCGCUCAAGGCCAUCGUCUUGUUUGACUGUGACCACCCUCGCUGCACCGUGUCGAUCUCGGCGCCUAAAAUCGUCAAGUUGCGGGAGACGCUGCUGUCCCAAGGUGUCCAGUUACACGUCGUCACCACCAACCCCAUCACUGUCCUAAACCGUCACGGACUCACCAAGAAGGCCAUGAGACAGCUUAUUGGGGUGGACGGCCACACGGCCUACCUGUUGUCUCACGCCCGCAAGAGGAGGGUGCAGGGCAAGACCGCCAUCAGGAAGCACCUGACUACGCCCAUCGGCAACACCUGCACCCAGCUGGCUGUCCAGACGGAUGGGUCGGUGUUCUCGAUGCAAAACAUCAAAAUGGAGAGGAAGUACCACCGGAGGAUCUUCCUGCAGCUGUUGGGGCAGAGGCUGGUGGAGGGGCAGACGGCGCACUACCUGGGGUGUCGCCUGUGUCAAUGUGGCGCCCCCUGCACCCUAUGUACCCCGCCUGCACCCCUAGUGUACUCGAGCUCCAGUAACGACGACGAGGACGAGGAGGACGACUACGAGGACGACGACGAGGAGGAGCUGCCCACCAGGAGAAACACCAAGAAGACUAGGAAGCGUCACCGCUCAAGCUGGCCUUGAAUAUUUUCGCACCAACCCUCACCAUAACCCCCUCCCCAUUACCCAGGCUCCACAACCCCUCCCCCUAACCCAGGUUCCGCAACCCCUCCCCAUACCCAAGGCUCCACAACCCCUCCCUAUAACUCGUCCCCAUAACCCAGGCUCCACAACCCCUCCCCAUGACUCAGACCCCACAACCCCUCCCCAUUACUCAGGACCCAACCCUUACCCAGAACCCAUGCUCCACAACCACUCCCCGUGACUCAGGCUCCACAACCACUCCCCGUGACUCAGACCCAGGC